AGGAUGAUGAGGGGUCGGCGCUGAGACUGGGAGGUGGGGUCAGUCUGACGCCGGCAAGAGUCCGGGCUGGACAGGGAAUCCAGCGCUACCAUGUCCACACAGCGACUGCGGAACGAAGACUACCACGACUACAGCUCCACCGACGUGAGCCCCGAGGAGAGCCCAUCGGAUGGCCUGAGCAACUUCUCCUCCGGCUCCUACCAGCGCUUCGGGGAAGGAAACAGCACAACAUGGUUCCAGACCUUGAUCCACCUGUUAAAAGGCAACAUUGGCACGGGACUCCUGGGGCUGCCUCUGGCAGUGAAAAAUGCUGGCCUCUUGAUGGGUCCCCUCAGUCUGCUGGUGAUUGGCAUUGUGGCUGUGCAUUGCAUGGGGAUCCUGGUGAAGUGUGCCCACCACUUCUGCCGCAGAAUGAACAAGCCCUUCGUGGAUUAUGGGGAUACGGUGAUGUAUGGACUAGAAUCCAGCCCCAGCUCCUGGAUCCGGAACCACGCACACUGGGGAAGGCACGUUGUGGAUUUUUUCCUGAUUGUCACGCAGCUGGGCUUCUGCUGUGUGUAUUUUGUGUUUCUGGCCGACAACUUUAAACAGGUGAUAGAAGCAGCCAACGGGACCACCAACGACUGCCACAACAAUGAGACAGUGGUCCUGACGCCCACCAUGGACUCGCGGCUCUACAUGCUCUCCUUCCUGCCCUUCCUGGUGCUGUUGGUUUUCAUCCGGAACCUCCGCAUCCUGUCCAUCUUCUCCCUGCUGGCCAACCUUUCCAUGUUAGUCAGCCUGAUCAUGAUCUACCAGUUCAUUGUUCAGGCCAUCCCAAACCCCAGCAACCUCCCCUUGGUGGCACCCUGGAAGACCUACCCCCUGUUCUUUGGCACAGCUAUCUUUGCGUUUGAAGGCAUCGGGAUGGUUCUGCCCCUUGAAAAUAAAAUGAAGGAUCCCCGGAAAUUUCCAGUCAUCCUGUACACAGGGAUGGCCAUCGUCACCACCCUCUACAUCAGCCUGGGGUGCCUGGGCUACCUGCAGUUUGGAGCUAAAAUCCAAGGCAGCAUCACCCUCAACCUGCCCAACUGCUGGUUGUACCAGUCGGUUAAACUGCUCUACUCCAUCGGGAUCUUCUUCACCUACGCGAUCCAGUUCUAUGUCCCAGCCGAGAUCAUCAUCCCCUUCUUCGUGUCACGAGUGCCCGAGCACUGCGAGUUGGUGGUGGACCUGUUUGUACGCACAGUGAUGGUCUGUCUGACAUGUGUCCUGGCCAUCCUCAUCCCCCGCCUGGACCUGGUCAUCUCCCUGGUGGGCUCCGUGAGCAGCAGCGCCCUGGCCCUCAUCAUCCCGCCCCUCCUGGAGAUCACCACCUUUUACUCCGAGGGCCUGAACCCCCUCACCAUUGCCAAGGACGCGCUGAUCAGCAUCCUGGGCUUCACGGGCUUUGUGGUAGGGACUUAUGAGGCCCUCUACGAGCUGAUCCAGCCGAGCAACAUUCCCAUCAUCGUCAACGCCACCAGUGCCUUUGCAUAGUGAUCCGGGUGUCUUCUCGGUACCUGCUCCCCUCCACUGCUGUGUGUCCCCCAGCACCCGUCCCUGAUCCUUAGGGAUGGGCCAGGCUCUGGUGGGGGAAGGGCAGGAUUGCUUACUGGGCACCACUCUGCCUGGUGCCUGGGUACCCUAGGCCAGGUAAGACUGAAGGCAGGGGCAAGGUGGGUAGGCAGACACGUGGGAGGUACCACUAGUAGCAGUGCUGUCACUGUUCAUUUGUACUUGUUUUAACUCAGAACUUUUCCGCUCUGCCCUCAUCAUUCCCCCGCCCUGACCAGCCUCACCCGGGUGACUGCACAGCUCACUUUAUUUCAGGAUGUAGUGGCCCUGACCUCAUGUUUUCUCCUUUGCUAGGCCAGGCCUAGAUUAUCUAAGUGGGAUGUCUCCUUGUGAAACAAGGACUCUCCCUCAUCUGUCUCCUAGAUACUGUUCCUCAGAAUUUUCCUUCCUGCCCAAGUAUCCGUGGGGUGCUUGCACCUGCCCAGGGCUUGCAAACCUGCGCCCCAAGGAUGGGGCCUUGACCCUCCCUCUGUGUGUGUGUGUGUGUCCCGCUGCGACCCCUGGUGCAGAGACCUUCUCUUGGAUCCCUCCAGGUGGGACACAAUACUGGAUUCUGAUUUGCUUUAGCUCUUAAAAGACAAAGUGCUGCCUCAGUGGAAAGCAUUAACAUCGUAUUUAAAGUGUAGCUCUUGGUUUUUAGACUCUUAACUGUAAAUCUAAGUCACAAGGAAUGACUUGCUUCCGUUGUGAAACCUUACCCAGCCUCUCCUGCUCCAGGGAGCGUCAUUGUGGGUCCUCAGCGCCCCCUGCUGGAGAUCUGGAGCUCUGACUCAGGAUCAGCUGCUUGGGGCGGGUGGGAGAGGCUUGUGCUAUGUCCCCACCCCCACACCCUCAUUGAGCAUCUGGCUUUCAUCUUGUGAAGAUACUGCAGAUCUCAGGAAGGACCUGGGGCCAGUAGAAGGAUGGUGGCGCCAAGGCAUGUCUGUAGGGGAGGCUCCUCAUGUGGUAUUUGUGUGCAUCCAAGCCUGUUUCUCAGCCUCCACCCCAGACAACCCAAAGGGGUCGCAGUAUUCCGUUGCCCCCAUUGUGGUGGGAAGACACCUGCAGUGGCCAGGUGUGUGCUUGGAGUUGGAAGUGCGAUCCAUAGAGGUCUGAUGCUGUGUGUUGCUCAUUUGUUUACAAGCACUAGGGACAAGGGAAGGGACCCCGUGCUGCCUCUGUGACCUGGCCUGGAAAGGAGUCACUGAGCACUAACGGUGACCCCUGAGCUUCCCCCACUGGCCUCCCUCAGUGUCACCUCCAGGUCCGCCUGCAGAGGGUAGAAGGGAAAGGGGAUCCAUUGCCUUGCCUUGGGCCGCGUCUUCCCUGCGAGUGUAAGGCAGACACGUUCUGUGAGCCCCGUUGUCAGCAAUGUGGGCGAAAGCACGGCAGGCAGGGCAGGUUCUCUGCCUCAUUUUGUCUCCAGGCCUUCACAACCCCUCACCCCCCCGCCCCCCCGCCCUUGCAGCCCUUCUCCUCCUGUCAGUUAAGGGAGAAGCGGCAGGUGCCUGUCCGGGUUUUGUUCUUGUGUCUUCACCAAAGCUCAUCGGGGCUGGGCCCUGCCCUCAUGGCCCCAGCUUUUUCUUUUUCUUCUAUCGCAAAGUCAGUAGAGCUGACUUCCCGGGGUGAGGGCAGGAAAAGCAGUUGCCUGUGAAGGCAGCAGCUCCUAACCUACCUGAUGUCUUACUUCCCUGGGCAGUCACUGGCCUUGUUUUUCUGUAGAAUAGCGCUUUCCGGCUCUCCAUGGUCUCUGCUUUCUAACAGGUGCUCUUGUGGGACCCAGAGUCUUGCAGGGAUUCAUGGAGACCCCGCCAUCUGACAUCUCCAGCUCAGAGGUUACCAGAGGGGGCUCAGAGGCUGUCAUCUUCCAAGCUUGGGCUCUGGCAGCUCAGCUGCCAGCCUUGCUGUUGUCCCCAGCUGCCCUGGAAUCUGCCUAUGGUUGGAAGGUGUGUGCUGUGGUUGGGAGUCCAGGCUUGGGGCUUGCCCGGAGCUUCUCUUGGAGUGUCCGUGUACUUGGAGUUGCUGGAAGCAGUUCUGCCUGCACGAGGGCUGAGAUGCUGGCUCCUGGGGACUAGGCAGCAGAGUGCUGGGGUUCUGCAGUUCUCAGCAGAGUGCUUCAAGACACCGAGCCCCAAGAGCAUGGCAUGUGGGAGAGGUGUCUCCAGGCUUGGGCUCGCUGCAAGCUGGCUCGGCAUGGUAGUGCCUGCCAACUUUCCUGUGUGCCUGUCGCCCCGGCAGCCUGGCUGAGCAGCUGCAUGGCUUGCAACAUCUCUUUUCCUCUACAAACAACCCUGGAGUCUCUGCUGGGGCGCGAUCCCCACGGCUUUAGGAGUCUGAGAAGCCCGCCUCAUGUAGCCAUGGCUGUUUGGGUGCCAGCUUCCCAGCCCUUGUCUGUGCCCUGCCCCCUGACCCCUGGUGAGAAAGCACCAGGCUGAGUAGAUGCCUGAUCACAGAGCCACACAGUGGAGGCUCCGCACUGUGGGGCAGUGUCUGCCGGACUGGAGGCUAACUGUGGGGUUUCCGGGCAGGCACUGCUGCACCCUGUGUCCCCAUACCCAGUUCAGCCGCACAUUUCCAUGAGCCCAGAAGGAGCCUUCUCAGAGCCUUGUCCUGCUUCCCCCUCUGCAAACACUGCCGUUGGGGGCAGGCGGCUGAGAAGGGAUGACCUGGCAUUGUCAUCCACUUUGCCUGGGAGUUGUCACCCACACAAGUGGUAUCAUGUAGAUUGUGCAGCUGUCCAGCUGCUGGGAGCCCUUCAUCCGACUAGGUGUGACUUAGCCCAGCCUGCACCCCUGCCCAGCUCCCCUCGGCCACACUUGCUUGCCGGUGCUCACUAGCCCCUUUACCCUCAUGGAAGAUAGGGUUCUCAUGGUUAGUGAUAAAUUGCUGCUCCCAAGCAGGGAUACUAGAAAAGCUGUCCCCCGCCCCUCCCCCCACUGUUCUCUUACCUUCCUGUUGCUCACUUCCUAUAAUAUCAGUGGAUGUGUUUAACACUACAUGCUCACCUCAUAUUUUGGGGAAGUGCAAAAAAGAAAUCUCAGUGUAUGUCUGUUUACAGCUCUCUGUACUUACUACGCACAGCAGAGGGGUCCGUGCCAGGGGUUUUACUUGAUAGCCAAGGAGACGACCAGGCAGGCUCGGCUUU
Molecule: messenger RNA, 4720 nt
Organism: Ochotona curzoniae (black-lipped pika)
Lineage: Eukaryota; Metazoa; Chordata; Mammalia; Lagomorpha; Ochotonidae
Gene: SLC36A1
Product: solute carrier family 36 member 1
Exons: 11
Coding region: 91-1518 (475 amino acids)
Biological process (GO): proton transmembrane transport; glycine transport; L-alanine transport
Cellular component (GO): vacuolar membrane
Molecular function (GO): glycine transmembrane transporter activity; L-proline transmembrane transporter activity; amino acid:proton symporter activity
Source: RefSeq, a predicted model, not a curated record